AGGGCGCAACGUAAGAAACGGGGAGAAAUCGUUUGGUUGUUGAUUUAAUUAGUUAAAAGUUUUUAAUAAUAGUAAUAAUUGUUUAUCUUUUUAUUCGUUAAAAAAUCAACAUGAGUGGUGGAGUUUAUGGUGGAGAUGAAGUUGGAGCACUUGUUUUUGACAUUGGGAAUUAUUCCAUACGAGCUGGAUAUGCAGGAGAAGAUUCUCCAAAAGCUGAAAUUCCAAGUAUGAUUGGCGUAUCAGAAGAAAUGAUUAUGGAACCAAUGGAAAUUGAUGGUAAUAAUACUCAAAAGGAAAUGAUAACUAAAAAGAAGUACUUUAUUGAUACAACAAGCAUUCAUGUUGCUAGAAAAGGAAUGGAAAUAACAACAUUUCUUAAAGAUGGAAUGAUUGAAGAUUGGGAUCUGUUUGAAAAAGUUCAAGAUUACAUAUACAAUAAGCAUAUUAAAUCUGAACCUCAUCUCCAUCCUGUGCUUAUGUCUGAAGCUUCAUGGAAUACCAGAGCUAAAAGAGAGAAACUUACAGAAUUGAUGUUUGAGAAAUAUAAUAUACCAGCUUUCUUUCUUGUUAAAAAUGCAGUUUUGGCAGCUUUUGCUAAUGGACGUUCAACUGGAAUUAUUGUAGAUAGUGGAGCAAGUCAAACUUCUGCAGUGCCAAUUCAUGAUGGUUAUGUGCUUACUCAAGCUAUAGUAAAAUCACCAUUAGCUGGUGACUUCAUUACUAUGCAAUGCAAACAAUUUUUGGAAGAAAGUCAGAUUGAAGUAAUUCCACCUUACAUGAUUUCAUCAAAAGAAGUUGUUAAAGAAUCUGAAACUGCUAAAUGGCUUAGAAAGAAUAAUAUACCAGAAGUGACUAAAUCAUGGCAUAAUUAUAUGGUGAAGGAAGUAAUACAAGAUUUUCAAAGUUCAAUUUUACAAGUUUAUGAUUCUCCAUAUGAAAAAGAGUCUGUUGAUAAUAUGCCAACAGUUCAUUAUGAAUUUCCAAAUGGUUACAAUCAAGAUUUUGGUUCUGAGAGGUUUUUAAUACCUGAAGCUCUGUUUGAUCCUACAAAUAUAAAGGGUGUGCCUGGCACAACCAUGAUGGGAGCAGCUCAAGUAGUUACAACAAGUGUAGGAAUGUGUGACAUAGAUGUUAGACCAAGUUUAUAUGGAAGUGUCAUUGUGACUGGUGGAAAUACUUUGAUACAAGGAUUCACUGAAAGAUUAAAUAGAGAUCUUUCAAAUAAAACUCCACCAAGCAUGAGGCUAAAAGUUAUAAGUGCUAAUGGCACUGCAGAAAGAAGGUUUGGAGCAUGGAUUGGCGGUUCCAUAUUGGCCUCAUUGGGAACUUUUCAGCAAAUGUGGAUUUCAAAACAAGAAUAUGAUGAGGGCGGUAAAACUCAAGUAGAAAGAAAAUAUGUCGCGACACGAAGAACGCUUUCAAUAUGGCGGCUUCUAUGCGGGAUGGAAACUGAUUUAUUUAAAGAGGAAUUUAAAUAUUUUAAGAGUAGGAACUCUCCUAUUGACUAUUCUAAAGUAUUAGAUUUUGAGGAUGUCGAUAGAUUUCCGUUUAUAAUUAAGUAUGAUGAUGUAUCAAUGAGAAAUUUACUCGAUAAAUCCGAAAGUGUUUUCGAAAAAUCGGGAGCAUGCCAAACAUGUGAUAAAUUCGGUUUGAAAUCACAUGAUAAAUGGAAAAUAUACGGUCAUUCGGAAUUAAAUGGAUUAUUUAUUAUUACAAAUCCUUUCACUCCAUCGGGCCAAUCAUUUUGGAUACGAAAAUGUUUAGAGACUUAUCCAUAUAAACCUAAUAUUACUAAUUUAGAGAAACUUGGUAAAGAAAAUGAAUACAAAGAUUCAGAAUAUUUAAAAAACUUAAGAUGGACGACAAUUGGUUAUCAUCAUAACUGGGAUACUAAAGUUUAUAAUAAAGCAAAUAGAUCACCUUUCCCGGAAUGUUUGUACUAUUUGAUUUAUCACAUCAGUAGCGUGAUAGGAAACAAUACUUUCGAUCCACAAGCGGCAAUUAUUAAUUAUUAUCACCUUAAUUCUACUUUGAGUGGACAUACGGAUCACUCCGAACAAGAUCUGACAUCUCCAAUUUACUCGAUUAGUUUAGGACAAGAUGCUAUUUUCCUCAUUGGUGGGCGUACAAAAGCUGUUAGACCUUUUUCUAUAUUUCUUCGAAGUGGAGAUGUAAUUGUCAUGAGUGGUGAAAGCAGACUGAGUUAUCAUGGUGUUCCAAGAAUUUUACAGACUAAGGAAGAAAGAUGGACAUUUGAAGCCGAUACUGAACAGGAAUGUUAUGGUUCUUAUAUUAAGAAUUCGAGGAUAAAUAUAAAUGUUAGACAACACUAUAGUUGGCAUUAUGCUCUUGUAGUAUGCAUCAAUUUGGUGCUAGUGGCAAUUAUUGAAGCUGGUGUAGUUAAAAGAAGCCCAGAGGAACACGUACCUCACAAUAGCCAACCAGGAUUUAAUGAAGAGUUAUAUCGAGAAGAAUUUCCUCCAUUGAGAGGUAUUGAUCCUGUUCUUCCUCCUCAUUUGCAUUAUCUCGAAGAUCAAACUUUUAAAGAACGACGUUUGAUCGAUGAUAUGGAUGACAAGUUCUUUGCAAUGGAUCCUGUUACUGAAGUAAGGAGAAACAUGCCUCUAAGUACUUCGAACCUCGCUGCCAAUGAUACCAUUGAAUCAAUUACAGAGGCAUUCACGUCGACUACAGAAAAUAUCUUUAUUAAUAACAGAUCUUCAUCUCAAUUAACUUCACUUUCGGAAGAUAAAACAGAAAAAAAUUUGUAUUCUACACCAUCAAGCGAACACAAAACAAGAAACUCUAGAGAAAACUCUCCACAUCUCCUAUUUCCUUCUUAUCAGAACGAUACUUACGAACAACAGGAAAAAGUACAAGAACUAAUGGAAGAAACUAGAACCGGGACUAAAUUGGGCAGGCGGGCUAAUUCCAAUAUCUAUUUGGAUCCAUUCAAUCAAAAUAAGUUGGAAAAACCUACUAGUUCGGCCGAAUCUUUUAGUUCCACUUCGUCUACGGUUGAAAAUUCGACAUCAGAUGCUCAAGAAGAUGUUGUGAAUAGUUUUAUGAACCGGAUCCAAGACCACUGGUUAUUUCUAAAAUUAUUGAUAGCUAUAGUAAAAUCACCAUUAGCUGGUGACUUCAUUACUAUGCAAUGCAAACAAUUUUUGGAAGAAAGUCAGAUUGAAGUAAUUCCACCUUACAUGAUUUCAUCAAAAGAAGUUGUUAAAGAAUCUGAAACUGCUAAAUGGCUUAGAAAGAAUAAUAUACCAGAAGUGACUAAAUCAUGGCAUAAUUAUAUGGUGAAGGAAGUAAUACAAGAUUUUCAAAGUUCAAUUUUACAAGUUUAUGAUUCUCCAUAUGAAAAAGAGUCUGUUGAUAAUAUGCCAACAGUUCAUUAUGAAUUUCCAAAUGGUUACAAUCAAGAUUUUGGUUCUGAGAGGUUUUUAAUACCUGAAGCUCUGUUUGAUCCUACAAAUAUAAAGGGUGUGCCUGGCACAACCAUGAUGGGAGCAGCUCAAGUAGUUACAACAAGUGUAGGAAUGUGUGACAUAGAUGUUAGACCAAGUUUAUAUGGAAGUGUCAUUGUGACUGGUGGAAAUACUUUGAUACAAGGAUUCACUGAAAGAUUAAAUAGAGAUCUUUCAAAUAAAACUCCACCAAGCAUGAGGCUAAAAGUUAUAAGUGCUAAUGGCACUGCAGAAAGAAGGUUUGGAGCAUGGAUUGGCGGUUCCAUAUUGGCCUCAUUGGGAACUUUUCAGCAAAUGUGGAUUUCAAAACAAGAAUAUGAUGAGGGCGGUAAAACUCAAGUAGAAAGAAAAUGUCCUUGAAAUGUGCUGUUUAUACAUUUAAUAUUAUUGUCACUUCAAAGUCAUUAUCAUUGUCAUCAUCAUCAUCACCAUUAUCAUAAUCAUGACAUCAUUAAAUCCUCUAUUUCAUUUCAUCUCAUAAUUUUAAAAAUUUCAUUAUGAGAAUAAGGAAAGUGGAAUAUUGUAUAACAAUUUUUUUAUGUUUGAAUAAAAUGAUAAAACUGAA
Messenger RNA from Centruroides sculpturatus (bark scorpion), 4035 nucleotides. RefSeq lists its product as uncharacterized. Gene Ontology annotation, molecular function: chromatin binding. Gene Ontology annotation, cellular component: NuA4 histone acetyltransferase complex; SWI/SNF complex. Gene Ontology annotation, biological process: nervous system development; regulation of transcription by RNA polymerase II. Bases 111 to 3830 code for a protein of 1239 amino acids. Lineage: Eukaryota; Metazoa; Arthropoda; Arachnida; Scorpiones; Buthidae. The transcript is spliced from 24 exons. The record is from RefSeq and is a predicted model, not a curated record.